AUGCGAGUUUCGAAAGAUCCCAACUUGUCGUUUAAACUCGUCGUGAAUGAACAACGCCGAGCUGCAGCUCGUGAACAGUGUGAGAAAUUGUUCGCCGAUUCGAAUCUCCUGACCGAAUCAAAGAUGCAGCUUAUAAAUGAAUUUAUGUAUGGUUGUGGAGUCAAUCCGUGCCCGCAGUUUGGUGCUGCCAUCAUCGUGAAAAUAUCGGAGACGUAUGAAAAUGAGCUUCAGCGGGACGGAACUGUGCAGGCGCAGCAGAUCGAAUCUUUCUUCGAGGUAUUUGUUGCAUUUAAGGGGUUUUAA
Gongylonema pulchrum is the source of this 303-nucleotide messenger RNA. Lineage: Eukaryota; Metazoa; Nematoda; Chromadorea; Rhabditida; Gongylonematidae. The record is from the annotation of a GenBank genome assembly.